Molecule: messenger RNA, 1679 nt
Organism: Rhincodon typus (whale shark)
Lineage: Eukaryota; Metazoa; Chordata; Chondrichthyes; Orectolobiformes; Rhincodontidae
Product: tubulin alpha-1C chain
Exons: 4
Coding region: 130-1569 (479 amino acids)
Biological process (GO): mitotic cell cycle; microtubule cytoskeleton organization
Cellular component (GO): cytoplasm; microtubule
Molecular function (GO): GTP binding; structural constituent of cytoskeleton
Source: RefSeq, a predicted model, not a curated record
GAACAUGUCUCUCCCAUCUGAGGGUAGGUUUUUUCUUACGACGACCCGUAAAAGUCGCGCUGUAGGAAGAAGUCGCUGAAGCCCUCUCUUUAUUCCAUUUGUUUUGUCUACUACCAAGGACCAGGCAUCAUGCGUGAGUGCAUCAGUAUCCACGUUGGCCAGGCUGGAGUCCAGAUUGGAAAUGCCUGCUGGGAGCUCUACUGCUUGGAACAUGGCAUCCAGCCUGAUGGGCAGAUGCCCAGUGACAAGACCAUCGGAGGUGGAGAUGAUUCCUUCAACACCUUCUUCAGUGAGACAGGAGCAGGCAAACAUGUUCCACGAGCUGUGUUUGUGGACUUGGAGCCAACUGUAAUAGAUGAGGUCCGUACUGGUACUUACCGCCAGCUGUUCCACCCUGAGCAGCUGAUCACUGGGAAGGAAGAUGCAGCUAAUAACUAUGCCCGUGGUCACUACACAAUUGGCAAGGAGAUCAUUGACUUGGUUCUGGACCGAAUCCGUAAACUGGUGAGUAUACUUUGGCUAAAGUGUGAAGCCAAAGUUGUGACAGGCCUCAAUAUAGCCAUAGUAACUGACAUUUGCAUUUGUCUUCUGCAGGCUGACCAAUGUACAGGUCUCCAAGGUUUCCUGGUCUUCCACAGCUUUGGUGGUGGCACUGGCUCUGGCUUUACAUCUCUGCUGAUGGAACGUCUCUCUGUUGACUAUGGCAAGAAAUCCAAGCUUGAAUUCUCCAUCUACCCAGCUCCCCAGGUGUCUACUGCAGUGGUAGAGCCUUACAAUUCCAUCCUGACCACCCACACUACCCUGGAACACUCCGAUUGUGCUUUCAUGGUUGACAAUGAAGCCAUCUAUGACAUCUGCCGAAGAAACCUAGACAUUGAGAGGCCAACUUACACCAACCUGAACCGCCUCAUCAGCCAGAUAGUGUCCUCUAUCACUGCCUCCCUUCGCUUUGAUGGCGCCCUGAAUGUUGAUCUGACCGAGUUCCAGACCAACUUGGUGCCAUACCCCCGUAUCCACUUCCCCUUGGCCACCUAUGCACCAGUUAUCUCUGCUGAGAAGGCAUAUCAUGAGCAGCUAACAGUAGCAGAAAUAACCAAUGCUUGUUUUGAGCCAGCCAACCAGAUGGUCAAAUGUGACCCCCGCCAUGGCAAGUACAUGGCCUGCUGCCUCCUCUACCGUGGUGAUGUAGUGCCAAAAGAUGUCAAUGCUGCUAUUGCUACUAUUAAAACUAAACGUACCAUCCAGUUUGUGGAUUGGUGUCCCACUGGUUUCAAGGUUGGUAUCAACUACCAGCCUCCUACUGUGGUUCCUGGAGGUGACUUGGCUAAGGUUCAGCGGGCUGUGUGUAUGCUGAGCAACACCACAGCUGUUGCUGAAGCUUGGGCUCGCCUGGACCACAAGUUUGACCUGAUGUAUGCCAAGCGUGCCUUUGUUCACUGGUAUGUUGGUGAAGGUAUGGAGGAAGGAGAGUUCUCAGAAGCCCGUGAGGAUAUGGCUGCUUUAGAGAAGGAUUAUGAGGAAGUUGGUGCUGAUAGUGGUGAAGGUGAAGAGGAAGGGGAGGAGUAUUAAAUCCUCAAACUUUAAUGUUGUCCUGUUUUUGCUUCCUUUAUUUGUAUUCUGAUUCUGUGCCUUAUUUCUCCUGUGAAACAUCUGUUAAUAAACUUGAUUUUCUGAAGUAA